CUUGGUUCAGGUUCCGGGGCGCUGUGGAGCUCCCGGCCUGUGGGUCGCGCGCGGCGCUCUGCGGCGGCCGGGAUGGAGGAGGCUGGAGCGGUGGUGGCCACGGCCGGGGAGGCCGAACUGAACUUGUCCCGCCUCAGCGUGUCCCCCGAGACCCUGGAGUCGGAGCUGGAGGCGCGGGGCGAGGAGCGGCGCGGCGCGCGGGAGGCGCUGCUGCGGCUGCUGCUGCCGCACAACCGUCUGGUGUCGCUGCCGCGGGCGCUGGGCAGCGGCUUUCCGCACCUCCAGCUGUUGGACGUGAGCGGCAACGCGUUGACCGCGUUGGGGCCGGAGCUGCUGGCGCUGCGCGGCCUGCGCACGCUGCUGGCCAAGAACAACCGGCUCGGCGGGCCCGGCGCGCUGCCCAAGGGCCUGGCCCAGUCGCCGCUCUGCCGCAGCCUCCAGGUGCUCAACCUUAGCGGGAACUGCUUCCAAGAAGUUCCAGCCUCGCUGCUGGACCUGCGCGCGCUGCAGACCCUCAGCCUCGGCGGCAACCAGCUUCAGAACAUCCCAGCCGAGAUCGAGAACUUGAGGAGUUUAGAGUGUUUAUAUCUUGGAGGAAACUUCAUCAAAGAAAUCCCGCCAGAAUUAGGAAAUUUGCCUUCUCUAAAUUACUUGGUAUUAUGUGACAACAAAAUCCAAAGUGUGCCUCCUCAGCUUUCACAGUUGCAUUCACUUCGUUCCCUCAGUCUUCACAAUAACUUGCUGACAUACCUGCCUCGAGAGAUCCUCAACCUUAUUCAUUUGGAAGAAUUGAGUUUGCGAGGAAAUCCAUUGGUUGUUCGUUUUGUUAGAGAUUUAACCUAUGAUCCUCCAACUCUCCUGGAGUUAGCUGCACGGACCAUUAAAAUUCGAAAUAUUUCCUAUACUCCCUAUGAUCUUCCUGGGAAUCUUCUUAGAUACUUGAGUUUAGCCAGCAAUUGUCCAAACCCAAAGUGUGGAGGAGUCUACUUUGAUUGCUGCGUCAGACAAAUUAAAUUUGUGGACUUCUGUGGGAAAUACCGUCUCCCCCUGAUGCACUACCUGUGUUCACCGGAAUGCUCUUCCCCUUACAGCUCUGCCUCUCACAGCUCCACAUCCCAGAGCGAAUCUGACUCAGAAGAUGAAGCCAGUGUGGCUGCACACAGAAUGCAGAAAGUUCUUCUUGGUUGAAAAGGGAGCAGGGUGGUGUGAAACACUAGAAGACUGAGCAGAGGUGGUUAGAAAAGAGAAUAGACUUGGAAGUUCACUAGAAACCGUACCUUCAUCUUAAAUGUCCAUGACGGAGUUGGAGAUGGUGUAAAAGAUUUUGUGUUUCUAGCCGUUCAGCAGGAAUGAGUCCAGUUCCAUGUUUGGAUUCUUUUAAUAUAAUUCACUGUGAAUGGCAGUUUCAGAUUUAGCUGAUUGUUUGCAGUUUUCACUCAAGUUUUGCAUGAAUCACACAGCAGAAUGGAACAUCCUGAAGGAGCAGUGCUAUAAUAAACCAUGAGUGGUGUAA
This is a messenger RNA of Eubalaena glacialis (North Atlantic right whale), 1513 nucleotides long. RefSeq names its product leucine rich repeat containing 58 (gene LRRC58). Lineage: Eukaryota; Metazoa; Chordata; Mammalia; Artiodactyla; Balaenidae. Bases 73 to 1188 code for a protein of 371 amino acids. Gene Ontology annotation, molecular function: protein binding. The transcript is spliced from 4 exons. The record is from RefSeq and is a predicted model, not a curated record.